This is a messenger RNA of Clonostachys byssicola, 1692 nucleotides long. NCBI's taxonomy places the organism in Eukaryota, Fungi, Ascomycota, Sordariomycetes, Hypocreales, Bionectriaceae. The record is from the annotation of a GenBank genome assembly.
AUGCGCGUGUCGACCUUGUUACCGUUGGCCGCUGCAUUGGCACAGAGAGUCACCGCUGUCCCGACCUCCAAGGACAACGCGACAUGUCUCCCCGUCGUUGACCUAGGCUAUGAACUGCACCGCGCCAUCUGGCACAACACCGACACCGACCUUUACAAAUUCCAAAACAUUCGCUACGCCCGCGCUCCCACCGCCAACCUCCGUUUCCGCGCCCCCCAGCCUCCUCUAAAGAACCGGACCGCCGUCCAGACCGGCGCCCAGACCGCGAUAUGCCCCCAGGGCCAGCCGGUCUGGCAGGCCAAGACCAUGGCAGCUAUUGGCAAGUACUCGAACCCGGCCAACAACUUCACACUGGAGGGUUGGGUUGAGGCGAUCGAAGGCGGGAUUGUUCCGCCAGGGAACAUCAACCAGAACACGACGGAGGAUUGCUUGUUGCUGGAUGUGCAUGUUCCAAGGAAGGUGCUGAAGGCGGCGCGGAGGGAGAAUGACGAGGGUGUUCCGGUGCUUGUUUUCAUCCACGGCGGCGGUGGCGUCUUCGGCUCCAAGGACGGCUCCGGGCCCACCCGCUUUGAACCCUCCGGCAUCCUCGCCCAGGCCCAGUCCGCCUUCGACCAGGACUUCGUCUUCGUCACCCUCAACUACCGCCUCGGCGCCCUCGGCUGGCUUAAUAGCGCCUCUGUCCUCGCCGACGGCGACGCCAACGUCGCCCUCCUCGACCAGCGCUUCGCCCUCCAGUGGGUCCAGGACAACAUCCACCUCUUCGGGGGGUCUAAGGACCACGUCACGAUCAUGGGAGAGUCUGGUGGCGGCUCUUCGGUUCUGCAUCACUUGAUCGCUGCGGGCGCGGAUGAUGUCGCAGGGGGAAAGAGGUUGUUCCAGCAGGCUAUCUCGCAGAGUCCCGCCGAUGUGCCCGUGGCAACCGGCAACCCGGAGGAGCUCUACGACGAGUUCCUCUCCAUCCUCAAGGCCGACGACCUCGACGCUGCGCGCUCCAUGUCCUCCACCGCCGUAAUCGCCGCCAACGCUGCCCAGGUCGCCGCCUUCCCCCACACCAACUACGUCCACCGCCCCAUCGUCGACUCAAACACCUCCUUCGGCCCCGUCAUCAAAUCUCUCGGACAAGGUCGGUUCGACAAGUCCGUCAGGGUCAUGGCCGCGCACAACAUCUUCGAGGGUGGGUUCUUCUUCGAUCUGGCAGUGAAGACGGACGGGGACUUUGAUGAGUGGCUGAAGAGGUCGUUCCCGGGCUUGGAUGGGGCCCGGAGGGAGGAGUUGAUGGAGAGCGUGUAUCCGGCCGUGUAUGACGGGUCACUGGGAUAUGUGGACAUGAACACAAGGCAGAUGAGCGUGUGGGGUGAGUCGUCCAUUGACUGUGCCUUCAACGCCAUCGCCAAGGCCACCAAGGACAAGGGCUACGCUUACGAAUUCAGCGUCUCUCCCGGUUUCCACAUCCAAGACCUCUCAUUCACCUUCGGGACCACCGCUACCGCCGCCCGCCCGUCCCAGAAGUCUCUUCAGCUCGCCAUCGCCAGCUUUGUCCUCAAGGGCGUGCCGGCCCUCGAGGGCGGGAAGGAGUUCCCCGUUUUCGGUGAUGAGGGUCUGCUUGUCAACAUCACGGCUGCGGGCGCCGUGCCUUCGGUGCCAAACUCUGUCAACCAGACCAGGUGUGAGUGGUGGACCUCGAUUGCUUGA